AUGGCGCACGCGAAAGCAGGAGCGUCUCUGCCGGUGCCCAACGUGCAGGCACUCGCUCAGACUUGGCAUGGAUCAGGCGAGCCGGUGCCUGUCCGGUACGUCAGGACAGAGGAGAUCGGCGCUGGGGAGGUCGUCGCCGGCUGCGCCAUCCCGGUCGUGGAUCUCAGCAGGUUGCUUGACCCGCGGUCGUCCGAAGUGGAGCUCGCAAACCUCGGCUCUGCCUGUCAGCACUGGGGUUUCUUUCAGCUUAUCAACCAUGGGGUGCCCGACGAGGUGAUCCAGGACGUGAAGAGAGACAUGAUGGAGUUCUUCAAGCUCCCGCUGGAAGCCAAGAAGGUGCACGCGCAGGUACCGGGCGGCCUGGAGGGCUACGGCCAGGCCUUCGUCUUCUCCGAGACCCAGAAGCUGGACUGGGCGGACAUGAUCUACCUCAUGAUCAGCCCCAAGGAGUCGCGGGACCUGAGGUUCUGGCCCACCCGGCCUCCCUCCUUCAGGGACUCCGUCGACAGGUACUCGGCCGAGACGGCGAAGGUGACGGCGUGCCUGCUGCGGUUCAUGGCCGCGGACCUGGGCGUGGAGCAGGAGCGCCUCCUGGAGGCGUUCCGGGGACAGCCGCAGAGCAUGCGAACGACCUACUACCCGCCGUGCAGGCAGGCCGCCGAUGUGCUGGGCCUGUCGCCGCACACCGACGCCACCGGCCUGGCGCUGCUCCUCCACGUCAACGACGUGCAGGGCCUGCAGAUCAGGAGGGACGGCAAGUGGCACGCCGUUGACCCUCUCGACGGCGCUUUCGUCGUCAGCGUCGGCGACAUACUGGAGAUUCUAAGCAACGGGAGGUACAGGAGCAUUGAGCACAGAGCCGUGGUCCACCCGGACAAAGAGCGCAUCUCGGCGGCGAUGUUCCAUCAGCCGUGCCCCAACACGAUGGUCGGCCCUCUGCCGGAGCUCGUGAAUAGAGACAGUGGCGGGGCGCGGUACAGAUCCAUGGACUACAUGGAUUUCAUGAAGAACUUCUUCGCGUCCAAGCUCGAUGGACGGAGGAGCCACAUGGACGCUAUGAGGAUCUACUAG
Molecule: messenger RNA, 1071 nt
Organism: Miscanthus lutarioriparius
Lineage: Eukaryota; Viridiplantae; Streptophyta; Magnoliopsida; Poales; Poaceae
Source: the annotation of a GenBank genome assembly